Messenger RNA from Hippocampus zosterae (dwarf seahorse), 689 nucleotides. Its product is annotated as histone H2A-like. Bases 56 to 442 code for a protein of 128 amino acids. The transcript has a single exon. NCBI's taxonomy places the organism in Eukaryota, Metazoa, Chordata, Actinopteri, Syngnathiformes, Syngnathidae. Gene Ontology annotation, molecular function: protein heterodimerization activity; structural constituent of chromatin; DNA binding. Gene Ontology annotation, cellular component: nucleosome. The record is from RefSeq and is a predicted model, not a curated record.
ACGUUAAUCUGUUUUGACUUUUGAGACUUACACAGCACAUCUUGUUUUUCCGAAUAUGUCAGGGCGAGGAAAAACCGGCGGCAAGGCAAGAGCCAAGGCCAAGACACGUUCCUCUCGUGCUGGACUUCAGUUCCCUGUUGGCCGCGUCCACAGAUUACUUCGGCGAGGUAACUAUGCCCAACGUGUUGGUGCCGGUGCUCCUGUCUAUUUGGCGGCUGUGCUCGAGUAUUUGACCGCUGAAAUUUUGGAGUUGGCUGGCAACGCUGCCCGUGACAACAAGAAGACCAGAAUCAUUCCUCGUCAUCUGCAACUGGCCGUCCGCAACGACGAGGAGCUCAACAAACUUCUUGGCGGAGUCACCAUUGCCCAGGGUGGUGUGUUGCCAAAUAUUCAGGCGGUCCUUCUGCCCAAGAAGGCCGAGAAACCUCCCAAGGCCAAGUAAAGCAAAGGCAUAAACUGCAACCCCCAAACGGCUCUUUUAAGAGCCAUUCAAUCGUGUCAUCAAGAGUACAAUUCCGUAUUUUACCCAAAGGGAAAUUUUUGAAUGUUACAGUAUACAUCGUAGCUACUCACAAAGACUGCCAGCAGUUGCAAUAAUCGGUAUCUCUGGACAUUUGGAAGUACAUCACGCAGCCAGCAACUCUUGUAUUGUUGUAAAGAGCUAAUUAAACUAAAUCGUACUGUCCACA